AUGACCCCCACCUUCAUGGCCCUGCUCUGUCUCGGGCUGAGUGUAGACCCCAGAAUGCAAGCACAGGCAGGGAUCCUCCCCAAACCCACCAUCUGGGCUGAGCCAAGCUCUGUGAUGCCCUGGGGGACACCUGUAACCAUCUGGUGUCAGGGGAGCCUGGAGGCCCAGGAGUACCACCUGCAUAAAGAGGGGGACUCAUGGACCUGGGACACACAGAAGCCACUGGAGCCCGGGGACAAGGCCAACUUCUACAUCACAUACAUGACAGAUGCAUAUGCAGGGAGAUAUUGCUGUGACUAUGAACGCCCAAAUGACUGGUCAGAAUACAGUGACCCCCUGGAGCUGGUGGUGACAGGAUCCCAUGGCCAACACAGCCUCUCAGCCCUGCCCAGCCCUGUUGUGACCUCAGGAGGGAACGUGACCCUCCAGUGUGCCUCACGGAUGGGAUUCCACAG
Enhydra lutris kenyoni (northern sea otter) is the source of this 455-nucleotide messenger RNA. RefSeq names its product leukocyte immunoglobulin-like receptor subfamily A member 6. The record is from RefSeq and is a predicted model, not a curated record. Gene Ontology annotation, molecular function: inhibitory MHC class I receptor activity. The transcript has 4 exons. Lineage: Eukaryota; Metazoa; Chordata; Mammalia; Carnivora; Mustelidae. Gene Ontology annotation, biological process: cytokine-mediated signaling pathway. The annotation marks the transcript as partial.